AGAUGCAGCCCUUAAUGAUAAUAUCUCCACAAUUUUCAUCUCUACAACCAUCACUAUCAUUUCUACAACCAUUACUACCAUAGCCAGAACUAUCAAAACUACUUCUAUGACUAUCAACACCACCUUCACAACUAUCAAUACCACCCCACAACUAUUAAUACCACCUUCACAACCAUCAACACUAUCUCCACAACCAUCAUUAUUCUCACAACCAUCAUUACUUCUACAAAAAUUACCCAAAACUAGUCAUACUAACAAUAAGCAAUUAGUAGUAAUAAAAUCUGUUAUCAUUAUCGAAGAUGACCAACCCCAAUCAGAAAAAUAU
Racocetra persica is the source of this 325-nucleotide messenger RNA. The record is from the annotation of a GenBank genome assembly. Lineage: Eukaryota; Fungi; Glomeromycota; Glomeromycetes; Diversisporales; Gigasporaceae.